UAAGUUUUAAGUUUUAAGAUGACUCGUAAAGGAAGUUUAUUUAACUCAGCUGUGUUUCCAGUUUCAUCAAACUGAUUAAGCUUCUGACAGUUAUAUAAUAAUAUAAUAUGUAUAUAUAUUCCUUCACAGUCAUGAUUCUCUGAUCCCCAUUUCUGCCUGUUUCUCUCUCUCUCAUCAGAAUCAUGUGACUACUGGGCAAUGUUUAUGAACAAAAGUGUCUGCAACCACUAGCUUCAAGCCGGAGAGGUUGGAACAAGAAGAAGAAGAACCUAACUGACACAGAUUAUAUAUAUUUAUAUAUAUAUAUUAUAUAUUUUUUUUUAUAUAUUAUAUGCACGCCCACACAAGCUAAGGAAACGAAGAGAUAUGUUGUUGGAAGAUCUGAAUGUCGAUGCGGUUUUUUACAUGGACUCCGCUUGCGAUGAAGCCGACCCGGACCCGUGUGGGCGACCCGCCCGUUCCGUAACGGCAGGCGAUGAUUCCGCCUCGUCUUCCUCCGUCGUCAAUGCGGACGAACCGCCCGAUGAAUCUAACAGCUCAUCUCCCUCGACGCUCGCCUUCUCUAUACUGAAAACCAGUGAGGUGAUCGAGGUUGAGGAGGGCGGCUCGGUGGGGGCCACUAGGCCGCUUUUACCGGCCACUAGAGAGCCGUUUUUCUCGUCUUCUCAGAACUGGUUGAAACUGUCCGCGCCGGAGACGGGGCGAGGGGCAGAAAUGGGAAUUUAUGAGCCGCCGCCGUAUCCGCAGCCUAUCCAGCCGAUUAAGAAGAGCCGGCGUGGGCCGCGUUCCCGGAGCUCACAGUACCGUGGUGUCACGUUUUACCGGCGGACUGGAAGAUGGGAGUCGCAUAUCUGGGACUGUGGGAAGCAAGUUUAUCUGGGAGGAUUUGACACAGCUCAUUCUGCUGCUAGGGCUUAUGAUCGCGCUGCCAUUAAGUUUCGAGGGGUUGAUGCUGACAUAAAUUUUCUUUUGAGUGACUAUGAAGAAGAUAUGAAGCAGAUGAAGAACUUGAGCAAGGAAGAGUUUGUUCAGAUUCUUCGACGCCAGAGCACUGGGUUUUCCAGAGGGAGCUCUAAGUACAGAGGAGUAACCCUGCACAGAUGUGGUAGAUGGGAGGCUCGGAUGGGUCAAUUGUUGGGGAAAAAGUAUAUGUAUCUUGGGUUAUACAAUUCUGAAGUUGAAGCUGCAAGGGCUUAUGACAAAGCAGCCAUCAAGUGUUAUGGAAGGGAAGCAAUGACCAACUUUGAGCCCAGUGCCUAUGAAGGGGAGAUGAACAAGAACUCUAGAGAUGGAGGGACAAUCUGUCCUAUGGAUGUAGGCACAAAUACCAGUCUUGAUCUGAACCUUUGGAUAUCUCCGCCUUUGGAUGGUCCAAAAAGGCCUGAGAAUCCCAGAAAGUUGCAGUUCAAUUUUGAAGCUCGCGACCUGUCUCUUCUGAAAAGAAUGAAGGUUGAGUGCACCCCUGGCACACCUUAUGGUCCAGCAAUGGCAUCCCAGUAUUCCAGGUGGCCUGGCCUGCAAUCUACCCUUACUCCAAACAAUGAGGAGGUACUAAUGGGAAUGAAUGCAGAAGCAUCUUCUCCCGUCUUCUCCAAUUUGCGAUGGCUUAGCCAGGGUGUGGCCCCUUCAGCGCCACGGUUUUCUUCUGCAGCAUCAUCAGGAUUCUCUUCCACAGCUACUUCCAUGUUCAAAUUCCCUUCUGCAGCUCUGCCCCCGAGUGCAGCAUCCCAAAACAAUCUAACGACCCUUAGCCCCAACUAGAGGGGGCGGGGCUCAGCAAUUGAUCUUGGGUUUGCUUUGGCGUCAGCAAAGCGCCAACUGCAGAAAGCUUCAAUUCAUUUCCCUAUUGUGUGGAACAUAAACCUAGUAUCAAGUGUACAUAGGAUCACACUCUCCUGCGUAGUUUCAUUUUUUCGCCUGAAACAUUCUAAAUUGCUAGUUAUCGGGACUACUCCUGGUUGUAGUCCAUUCAUAACAGCAAUCAGGUCGUGCUUUUAUCACUUACAAGACAUGAAAGUUAAGCAGUAACAAUAACUGGUGAUUGUGAUAUUAACUCGUUGAAAUAGAGACUUGUUUUCCCUCUCCUGAA
Molecule: messenger RNA, 2089 nt
Organism: Ipomoea triloba (trilobed morning glory)
Lineage: Eukaryota; Viridiplantae; Streptophyta; Magnoliopsida; Solanales; Convolvulaceae
Product: AP2-like ethylene-responsive transcription factor TOE3
Exons: 10
Coding region: 367-1761 (464 amino acids)
Biological process (GO): regulation of DNA-templated transcription
Molecular function (GO): DNA-binding transcription factor activity; DNA binding
Source: RefSeq, a predicted model, not a curated record